AAUGAAAUAAGAAUGUAAAUAUGGGGCAUACGAUCUCACGGCUUUAGUUGGCUUUUGUACUGUUUUCUUGGCACAUACGGAACUUAAAAAUAUAAUUAAUACAAAAUAAGAAGACUGUCUAAAAUAAAUCUUCAAGCCAAGGUGCACAAUAGACUCGUAUCAUUUCAAUACUACACUCGACAUGCCAUAGGCGUCUUCGAAACAUGUCAAGUAAAAUGUUGAAUAUUCUCAUGUUACUAUUUAUUUUUGGUGAGAGUUAUGGUGUUGUUUAUAAAUUGAAUGAAACCGAUUACCACCGUAUGCCCGCGUUAUUCAAAUUUGACAAUUACGAAAAUUGUUUGAGCAAGCCAGAAGGGAUAUACUGUACUACCAAUUUUGAAAUUAUAAAGACUACGCCAAACCCCAUUUAUGAUAUGAUAGUUGAAUUCUCCGAGCACACAGCGAAACAUUACAAUCAUUCUAAACUUUUCUACGGCGUGUGCUUGUUUGAUAAUCGUAACCAAACAAACGUUUCAACAUGGGACCCGAAACAGAGCGUUGAGGCCCAUCUCAACGAAUCGUUUUGGUCCGAGCAUCGCUUAAAAACAAAAGUCAUCGAUGUAUCGUGUUCCAAUGAGAAGGAGGAUUCCAAGUUGGAUAUCGGUGACGCAAUCGUUGGCACCGCUUGUCUUAUUUUAAUUCUACUGAACGUCGUUGGAAGUUUCUGUGAUUUAUACUUCAGUGAUGGAAAUAAUAAAAAUAAGGAUUGGUACCAAUGUUUUUCAAUACGAUGCAACUGGCGUAGACUAACUAAGCCAUUUGACGAGACCAACCCGCGGCUUCGUCCACUCAAAUGUUUGAACGGUUUAAGGAGUGUAUUAAUGUGUUCGGUAAUAAUGAUACACAUAAUUCUCCCAGUCUUCGUAUGUAACGAUAAUCCUAGAUAUGUGGAACAGCUGUAUGACAACAUUUACUACUAUCUGCUAUUCAACGGUUCAAUGAUUAUACAAAUUUUCAUUAUAAUGUCUGGAUUCCUGCUCUCAUACAACUUGCAAAUAUAUGAAGAGAGCCAUGAGAUUAGCUGGAAAAUUCUACCACAACAGACUUUGGCGAGAUGGUUGCGGCUUACUCCACCGUAUGCCUUAAUAUUGGCAGUAACAUCGACUUGGUUCAGACAUGUCAAUACAGGAAUAUUCGGGCAUGAGCUGGUUAUGUCCGAAAUUCGUGACUGCAGAAAAUAUUGGUGGCAACAUCUCUUGUACAUCCACAACUACACUAAAGACUCAAACUGCUUGUUACAAUCUUGGUACAUAGCCGCUGAUGUGCAGCUAUUCAUUUUUGGAUUAAUCAUCUAUCUAGUCAGCCGAAAUCCAAGAUCUAGGAAGAUAAUCCUCCCAACUGUUUUCUUCAUCGGCAUUGCCAUUAUAGCAGCCCACACCUACUUGGAAGACUUGGACGGUACCGUCAUGGUUACUCCUGAAGUCAUUCGUAACCAAAUCAGGAGAGUCCCGACGUUCUUAAAAGUGUACAGACGAAGUCACACUAAUAUACCCUGUUAUAUCCUGGGGAUGGGUGCAGGAUACCUGUUUUACUAUUGGCAGAAGAUUAAUCUGAAUUUGCACAAAUUUAAGAAAUAUAAAUUGCUCUGCUGCAUGCUUGGUCCGCUGCCAGUAGUCCUAGGUUCUGGCAUCAUGGUCACGGCCUCGUAUUUCUACAUGGACGCGCCAAGGUCUUCAGUCAUGUUGAGAACAAUUUAUGCUGCAACUGCGAAACCUACUUAUGGACUGCUGUUUACAGUUCUUAUAUGCGCAAUGAUCAUGAAACUUGAAAACGUCUUCCGCCCAGUGUUCGAGUGGGGUUGGUGGGCAAUCGUGGCGCGACUCUCUUACUGCGCCUACACUCUCCAUAUGACCAUUAUUCGGUACACCGCAUCACUGUCCACCGUUCCUUUCCAGCAUUCGACUAUGGCAAUGGUUCAAUACUACCUUUUCAUCUUGACCGUCUCUUUGCUCCUCUCCAUCCCGCUCUGGUUGCUGGUCGAACAACCGAUGAAUCAAAUGUGGAAACUGUGUCUAAGCUCUUCCUCUAGGACGGCGCACGCACAGAAGAAAAUUGAACCGGAAUUGCAAACACAGUCAAAGUUUUAAACAGAAAGAUUCAUCAUCAUCAUCAUCAACAGAACCCGGCCGUUCACUUCUGGGUUUAUAUCCUCCGAGGUUCACUAUAAUAACCGGUUCUGGGCUACCUGCGUCCAGUGGAUACCCGUCACCUUCUGCAUGCGGUCAGAAAGAGUAUAAUGUAUACAUUUAUUAUGACAUAAGUCAGCGGUACCAAGUCGGUAGGCAGCGGUUUGGCUCUGCUCCUGGCAUUGCUGAAGUCCAGGGGCGACGGUAACCACUCACCAUCAGGUGGGCCGUAUGCUCGUCUGCCUACAAGGGCAAUAAAAAAAAGUCUUAUUUUGCACUGCACUGCACUGGUAGGUACCACAGCCAGUAUCCGGAAAAAAUACAAUAAAAAGAACGCGAAGGAAAUAAACGCACAGGAAAAGUCCACAGGAAAUAUCCACACAUGGAUUGAAUUGCACAAAGAAAACCUCGCAAUAGAAAAAAAAAAGAUUAAGAGCUUUUUUUCGAAAAAAAAAUUAGGCUAUGUCAAAUUAAAUAGUCAAACAUAUAAAAUGCCCAUUUUUACUAAAUCUAAUUCAUUUUUUGUACUUUAAGUUCAGUUUUAUUUUAUACUCAAUGGAGUGCUCGACGAGCCAGAAGACAAGUGACUUCUCGUUUCUAGCAGUUAUGAACACAGAUAAUACACGGUUAUGAAUACUUUCAUUUUCGCAAAUUUCGUGACGUGAAAAUCUACAGAAUAAGUCUCAUUGCAUAUAUUAUUAUGAAGUAUUAUGAAGACGUAAAACAACAAUAUUGUACAAGAACCAAAUAGGAACAAAAAAUCCAUGAUUCUUGUUCGCAAGCAGCUGAAAUAAGGAUUGCUAAAAACAAAAUGAAAGAAGCAAUGAAUGCAAUAUGUUCCAGCUCUCGCAAUGUUAUUGGAAAGAAAUUAUUUAAAGUUAACAAAGAUGAACUUGCAUGAUUUCCAAAGAAAUGUUCCCUUGGUAUAACUCAUUGAAAUUACCAAGCAAAUAAACACUUGCCGAAUUCAUCCACGAUAGAUCAUGCAAUUCCUGUGAAACAUUUGGAAUACAAACAUUUGGAUUUGAAACAUGGUAUUAAACGACAUCAGAUUAAACGAAUUAAAUCGAAUUUCAAUACUGGGAGAUCAAGAAUUACAGUCUCCAUUAAGCCAAACCAUACAAGCGUCUACAUAAACUACGUUCAUAAUAAAUGUACCUACGUGCAAAAUUUUACUAGUUAAGGCGUUUACUUUACAUAAGAUAGCAUGCCUAAGUACCACCUACCUACCAUCACCUUUCACUUUUCAAUUAAACUAAGCUCACGCCAAUUUCUCAAA
Molecule: messenger RNA, 3444 nt
Organism: Bombyx mori (domestic silkworm)
Lineage: Eukaryota; Metazoa; Arthropoda; Insecta; Lepidoptera; Bombycidae
Product: regulator of hypoxia-inducible factor 1-like
Exons: 14
Coding region: 204-2126 (640 amino acids)
Molecular function (GO): acyltransferase activity, transferring groups other than amino-acyl groups
Source: RefSeq, a predicted model, not a curated record